This is a messenger RNA of Ctenocephalides felis (cat flea), 951 nucleotides long. RefSeq lists its product as uncharacterized. NCBI's taxonomy places the organism in Eukaryota, Metazoa, Arthropoda, Insecta, Siphonaptera, Pulicidae. The record is from RefSeq and is a predicted model, not a curated record. Bases 1 to 951 code for a protein of 316 amino acids. The transcript is spliced from 7 exons.
AUGUUUCCAAGAUUCCAUGUGGCUGGAACAAACCUGCCCCAGGCUCCCCAACAACACGGAGGUUACCACACUGGCGCUGCCCUUGUUCACAGUGGCGGUCAUGGUUUAUACCAUGGUCCACAUGCAGCCAUAGGACAUGAUGGUCAUCCAAUCGAAACCCCAGAAGUCCAGGCAGCCAAACACGCCCAUUUCAAAGCCCAUGCUGAAGCAGCAGCCGCAGCACACUAUGGUCCUCACCAGUACCAAGCCUAUGCACCACAUUACGCAGGAGCAGGAUUCGGAGGCCACUACCAGCACGCAGUUGCUUUAAGUGCACAUGGAACGCCUGUUGAAACACCAGAGGUUCAAGCCGCCAAACACGCCCAUCUGCAGGUUGGCAUUUCGAUAAAGCUCAUGCUGAAGCAGCGGCACAACACUCCUAUGGAGGACAUGGAGCAUGGAGGAGGAAAGAGAUCUUUAUGGAGCUGGUCAUGGAGGAUAUGGAGGAGCUUUAGCCACGUUGUACACACCGGCGGAUAUGGUGGUGGUCAUGGAGGAUACUAUCACGGACCCCAAGCUGUCAUUGGACCUCAUGGACAACCUCUUGAAACUCCAGAAGUAGUUGCUGCUAAACAUGCUCACUUUGCUGCCCACGCUGAAGUUAAAGCCAACUUGCACGCAGCAUCAGCUGGACACGCAUACGGUGGCGGCGGUUUUGGAGGAGCUUACCAUGGUGGAUACCUCGCAGCAGGUGCAGGAGGUCAUUACGGAGGCUACCACGGUGGCGCAGUUAUCGGCCCCCAUGGAACUCCAUUGGAAACACCAGAAGUAGUUGCUGCCAAACACGCUCAUUUUGCAGCUCAUGCUGAAGCCAAAGCACGCAAUUACCAAGCAGCAAUUGCUGAUGCCCAUAGUGGUGGACACGAUGGCGGUUAUUACGCUUAUGGUGGACAUGGACACGGAGGAUGGUAG